Molecule: messenger RNA, 667 nt
Organism: Saccostrea cuccullata (small rock oyster)
Lineage: Eukaryota; Metazoa; Mollusca; Bivalvia; Ostreida; Ostreidae
Exons: 3
Source: RefSeq, a predicted model, not a curated record
AUGUCCCACUUAAAGUAUGCGUCUACACCACAAACCACAAACUUAGCACGAACCUCCCGCCUUAUACUUGGGCCAUGUGCUGACAUGAUGAGGGAGGUACUUCUCAAUGAGGUUCCAACGACUGACCUGUCCAGGAGAGUUGAAAAAUGGUUAAAAUCAGCAAAGAAGAACCCACUCCAUAUUUCGCAAACUGAUUUGAUUUUCCCUCCACCGUCAAGUAUCUACGGUGGAAAUUAUUCCGACAUGGAUAUAUCCUUGCUUUAUAUUCUCCUGCGUAAUGUGACUAAGCUACCUGCACACAGUCAAGGUUGGGGUAAUGAUCCUGACACUACAGACAGAAGUGUAUCGGCAAAUAUGGAGCGUAUCAGGUUCAUCAGAAACAAACACUACGGACAUGCUGUUGAAAUUGGCAUACCUGAUGCCGAUUACCAAAAUGAGUUUAUGAACAUUCGCAAAAUUGCCGAAGAUGUUGAUAUUUAUUUUGGCGGUACAAAAUAUCAGAAAUCGGUGGACUUUAUCAAAACAGACACAAUGGACGCGGAGCAGGAAAUGAAAUGGAUAAAACAGCUUGCAAUAUUUGAGUCGGUGGUCUCAAAUGUAGAGGAAAACACCAAAGAAAUACAGAAACUGAAACAUAAAAUAGAAAACACGGGGUUUGAGAAAUUAG